UGUACAUCUUGCAGCCGCUUUUCGAGCUUCCGUACACAAAAGAGCGCAGUCUGCGUGUACAGGUCGUUGUUGUCUUGUCGCUUUUAGUGCAAGCGAAAGUAUCUAGAUACUUUUUGGCAGAAGGUAGAGCGGUCUGCGGACUCAACGUGCAUUCCCCCUCACUCUUGAAUCGUUACGCUCUCAGACGAUGUCGUGAAAUUUUCUUUUUGAAUUUUCAUUUUGGUCUUGGAUCUUAAGACGUUUAUUGCGGAGGUAAGAUGGGGUUAGGCAUAGUCUAAUGGACUGAGGAGAGCUUAACUCUAGCCGUAGUGUAUGUUUUAGUUACCAACAAAGAGUCAACGGGUUAAGACGCGUCUUUGGGACUUCCGUUCGCGAUAUACAGGCAUUGAGUUUCUGGAUUUUCUUCUAUUGAAACGAUUUUCAUGGCUCGAAUGCAGCAUUCUUCCGAGUGGAUGGACUAUCUCUAUUUAUAAUAGUACGUCGUCUGUAGUGCUUCUUCUUGUCAAAUAUAUAAUCUGUUGCAUCACUGUCUUAAGUCUUCAGUCGUAGGAAAGUUGCGCGAUAGGCGAGAUCUAGGACUAGACGCGCAAGGACCUUCAUUAGUUCGGUAUCCGAUUUGUGUCCUUAAUUAUUUCCCGAUUUUUCAUUAAACUUUUGGCGCGAAUUACUUGUUUUUUUUUGGAAAUUUUGGCUCGGUUUAUUUUUUUUUAAUUUGAGUCCGGAUGAAACGAGCUCGGGACAGUCGCAUUAGUUACCAGUUCGGAGUAUUGUGAAAUAUAUCUGAGAUUUUGGAAACAAUAAUUCUGAAGGAUUAAAUGCAGUUUUGGAAGUGAAUACCAAUGGAUAAUAUGAGGUUUACAUUAUGACAAUAUAAUCAGUGUUGUGCUUUCGGAACUAUUAUAAGGAAUUCAAAAGAGACGCUUUCAAGCAAAGUGGACUACAGUUCAAUAUAAGAUAUUCCUUCCGGUGUUGUGUGAUUGUGCGGAAAAUUAUGUAUUUUCCGAUCCCAUGAGCGGCUAUUGAUAUAUUUGUGAAUCGCUAUGGAAUCCCCUCAGAUGUAUGACACUGUACAAACACUGUCACAAUUGGACAUUAAAAAAGACUUGGUUGGACAACAGAAUAAUUUGACAAUGGCAAAUAAUAAUAACAAUAGCAGUGUUACCGCGAAUAAUAAUAACAAUCCAUCAGCUGUUAAUAACAAUAAUAAUUCGGCGGCUGCAUCGCUUCAUCACAAUCCUCUGGUUGUGAAGCAACAACAGACAACGCAUCAUAUGCAACAGGCAGCUGCCGUUAAUAAUAAUAACAACAAUAAUACGGCGAACAAUAAUAGCAUAUUGCAGAAACAUAUGCUCCAACAAUAUACACAAAAUGAUUUGGACGAAUUGACCGCACAGGAGAUCACUCUCGAUCUCCAACACUUGAUCGAUGACCAAUUUCGGGAACAGGAGGCUCUGGGCAUUUUCGCAGAUAUGGUCCCUAGUCAAUCUACUAAUAGCCCGCUGCAAACGAAUGGAGCAGUUUCCGCGGCAGCUAAAGUGCUUCAGUUACAACAGCAACAGCAUCAGCAAAACCUUAGGCAACAGAGCCAUGGAUACGGCCGCAACGCACUAGCUUACAUGCCGCAGGCUGUCCAUUCCGGAGCCACAUACGGGAAUAACUCAAGCGACGAAAACAGUUCUGUGAAUUCGGAAGCUUCGACAAUCAAAGAGGAGCCCAUAGACCCUCAAGAGUACCGCAGACAGUUAGCUGCUUCCGCGGCUGGCGCUCAGUUCUUAACUGGAACAACUACCAAUGGAAAUACCUCAAACGGCCUCUACUCCCUCAACUCUAGUUCUUAUGCUUCAAACGGAAAUGGAAACACAUUCACCACCUUAACGCCCGCUGGUGUCCUACAUCAUCAAGCCCUUCCUCACCUCACCGGAGCACACUUGGCUUCCCUCAAACAUCACCAGAAACCAAUGCUCCAGAACCGAAAAAACUCCAACAAAAGCGUUGACAAAGGAACUGAAGAGUACAGAAGACGUCGGGAACGCAACAACAUUGCAGUUAGAAAAUCACGGGAAAAGGCAAAGGUCCGGUCGCGGGAAGUCGAGGAGAAGGUCAAAACCCUGUUGAAGGAGAAAGACGUCCUAUUGCGCCGGCUGGAAGAGAUGACGAAUGAGAUACAACUCCACAAGCAGAUCUACAUGCAGUUGAUGAAUCACAGUAACCCAGAAAUCACACGGAUAUGUCGAAGUUUCCUAAACAUGAGCGAACACGGAAUUUGAGACUGGCUCCCCUCCCUAGUAUCUCCCGCAUGGAACCACUGGUGACAAGAUUGUGAGAUAGGCGAUCGCGAUCGGACGAGAGGUGAGACCCUCCCAAGAAAACUUUCACCUUCCGCGAAGCGAUUGUAUAAUUCCAAACACACGUGUAAAUAGUAGGCAAUUUUUUUUUACUUAGCUUCUUCAAACCUUCUCCUCCACCUCCUACUACUGUUAUGUACAUAAUAUCUCUUAAGCAAUAUCUUUAGCAGACAAUAGUGUGUGAUCCCACGCAUACCAAUACAAUCUCCAACUACUCUCUUAUUGUCGAAUACACAAAAUAUGGCAGUUACCACUUAGUAUAUGUCCGUAGUUACCUAAGCAAUAAUUGAAAAUAAACAGAAAAUAGAAAGUGCCCAAGGAACGUGCAAAAUUUCAAUGGAGUUCUAAUUACACGUGAAGCGGCGGAGACACUCGAUUUCUACAAAUGGCACACGGGGCAAGUAACCACUUUGCGAGCUCGUGGUUGCAUUUGGUGCAUCUUCAGCUAGAACAAUCUAAACGGGAUAUUUUGCACGCUCUUCGGCUGAUUGGGUCUGUGUUGUGUAGAUACUUUGAUAGUGGACCUUAGAAGUAGGUAGGCCUAGGAAAGCUUCAGUUUUAAGAGGACUCUGAUAAGCACUACAUUACAAAAAACUAAAAAAAUUAAACAAAAAAAUGGAGAAAAUGUAUAAAACAAAGCAAUAAUUGUGAACUGAAUAUGUUAUUACCAUCUAGGAUAACUUUUUUUUAUUUUCAUGUUCUAGGUCAUUUAUCACAUAAAUUAAGAUAGCCAAAGAAUGUUUAUAAACAAUUAUUCUGUUUUAUUUUAUUUCUUUUUUUUAAUAUUAUCUGCUGUUUUAAUUUCAAAAAUUUAUCACGUAAUUUUUGAUAUAACAAUUGUUAAAAGAGCAAACACACAUCAUGUGUUUGAAGACUUUUUUCGCUUCCAUUGUCCCCAUGAACAUCAUCCAUUCUUCCCUUUUCAACAAUUCCACCACUGAACCAUUCUUCAUCUGGCACUCAACCAAAUCAUUCGGCGACUCCAUCUUUUCAUUCGAUUUGCUAUUAUUGUUACUAUCCAAGUUAACGUAGAUUCCCCCAUUAUUCACCCCUUUCCUUCUGUCUCCCACUCAUGUUUCAUGCCCGCUUAUUUUUGGUAUAAAUGUUAUUCUUUUUCUCUCCAUUUUCGUUUUUAGUCAGUAGAAACAUUUUUGUCCGGGUGCAAGUGGAAUAUAAAAUUUAAGUUUUUUAUAUUGUUACAUAAAAAUGAUAUAAAAAUGUAAUAUGCAUAGAAUGCAUUGUCUGUAGAUUUUGUUACUAAAUAUAUACAUAUCGGCAACUGAUUUUUGGAAAAAAAGCAGGAGAAAACGACCUUAAAAAUUAUGGGAUGUUAUACAUGUAAAUUUUUCACAACUAUAUAAGCUGUAAAUUUAUGAUAUCUGCAGUAAAUUGCAAUAUGUGCUUUUUAAAAUCAACUGAAUAUAAUGAUAAGAGAAAAUAAUUUUUAAAUAUGUUGUAAUAAA
This is a messenger RNA of Hermetia illucens (black soldier fly), 3808 nucleotides long. It is a transcript of the gene slbo, whose product is annotated as CCAAT/enhancer-binding protein. Lineage: Eukaryota; Metazoa; Arthropoda; Insecta; Diptera; Stratiomyidae. The coding region runs from base 1041 to 2267 and encodes 408 amino acids. The record is from RefSeq and is a predicted model, not a curated record. The transcript has a single exon. Gene Ontology annotation, biological process: DNA-templated transcription; regulation of transcription by RNA polymerase II. Gene Ontology annotation, molecular function: DNA-binding transcription factor activity, RNA polymerase II-specific; RNA polymerase II cis-regulatory region sequence-specific DNA binding.